Messenger RNA from Amaranthus tricolor (Joseph's coat), 1117 nucleotides. Its product is annotated as GTP-binding nuclear protein Ran-3-like. Gene Ontology annotation, molecular function: GTP binding; GTPase activity. Gene Ontology annotation, cellular component: cytoplasm; nucleus. Bases 183 to 848 code for a protein of 221 amino acids. Gene Ontology annotation, biological process: ribosomal subunit export from nucleus; protein import into nucleus. The transcript is spliced from 8 exons. The record is from RefSeq and is a predicted model, not a curated record. Lineage: Eukaryota; Viridiplantae; Streptophyta; Magnoliopsida; Caryophyllales; Amaranthaceae.
CCAUACUUUUCAAAAAUUCAAAAUACAAAGAAUUUUAUUUUAGGGUCUCGUCUUCCUUUUACACAAAACCCUUUCGUAUUUAAACCCCCUCUAACCCUUUCUCUCUCUACAUCCACCCCCAUUCUCAUUUCUCACCUCUUUCUCUCUCUACAAGCUCUGAUCUUCGUUAUUCAACUUCUAAAAUGGCUUUGCCCAAUCAGCAAACUGUCAAUUACCCAAGUUUCAAACUUGUUCUUGUUGGUGACGGCGGUACAGGGAAAACUACAUUUGUGAAAAGGCAUUUGUCAGGAGAAUUUGAAAAGAAAUAUGAACCCACUAUUGGUGUGGAAGUUCAUCCAUUGGAUUUCUUUACAAACUGUGGGAAAAUUCGGUUUUACUGCUGGGAUACUGCUGGACAAGAGAAGUUUGGUGGUUUGAGAGAUGGAUACUACAUUCACGGUCAAUGUGCCAUCAUCAUGUUUGAUGUGACGGCUCGGUUAACAUACAAGAAUGUUCCUACAUGGCAUCGGGAUCUCUGCAGGGUGUGUGAAAACAUUCCAAUUGUGCUAUGUGGAAACAAGGUUGAUGUGAAAAACAGGCAGGUGAAGGCUAAGCAAGUUACCUUCCACAGGAAGAAGAACUUGCAGUACUAUGAGAUCUCUGCCAAGAGUAAUUACAACUUUGAGAAGCCUUUCCUUUAUCUUGCUAGGAAGCUUGCAGGUGAUUCCAACUUGCAUUUUGUUGAGUCCCCUGCUUUGGCUCCUCCUGAGGUGCAGAUUGACUUGGCUGAACAACAGAGGCAUGAACAAGAGCUUGCUGUUGCAGCUGCCCAACCACUCCCAGAUGAUGAUGACGACGCAUUUGAGUAAAUGUGGAGUCUGGAAACUGGUUUUUGGGGAACUUUGUGUUUGUGAAAUUUCCCGUAGUCGUUGAAUCUGCUUCUCUUCUCUAAAGGGUUUUGGAUUUAGAUAUUAGUUGUAGGAAUAUGGUGUAUAACCAUGUAUUGGUGCGAGAUACAAUUUUCUUAGAAGGUCGAAUGUUCGACUUGGAACACGACUUUGAGACUUGCUUUUGUAUGAAUGUUGGGAAUGCUUUUUGAUCCUGAUUUUAUCAUGUGAAUUUUCUUUGGUUUAUCGCA